CAGAUAGACCUUUUCAAACCUCUCAAAUAAAAUAAAAUAAAAUAAAAUAUAUUCACAACAAACUGUGACUCUGAUAAGCUCUCACUUUUUAAGACUUGAGAUUCAUAAAGAUGGCACUUGAAUCCAUCAAGAACCAGGAAGAAACAUCGACGAAAGAGAAGUGGAUUGCUUCCAAUUUCAUCACCAAUUUAGAACGAAGUGGAUAUAAAGAACAUUUACAAGGUGUGUAGUAGUUCAAGAAGAAGAAGAUAACAGCAUGGGAUAUGCAAGCACCAUUGGAAAGUAUCAAAUCGGACGAACAAUCGGAGAAGGUACUUUCGCCAAGGUUAAGUUGGCAAUAAACACAGACAAUAGUCAGUAUGUGGCAAUCAAGAUCAUCAACAAGCAUAUGGUCAUGGAAAACAAUCUAACAUACCAGGUACAGAGUGAAAUCAGAACAAUGAAACUUCUACAUCACCCAAACAUUGUUAGGAUACAUGAGGUAAUUGGGACAAGGACAAAAAUUUACAUAGUAAUGGAAUAUGUAUCGGGAGGGCAGUUAUCCGACAAGAUGUCCUACAUUAAUAGGUUGAAUGAAAGAGACGCAAGGAAACACUUUCAGCAGUUAAUCGACGCAGUAGAUUAUUGCCAUUGCAGAGGUGUUUACCACAGAGAUCUAAAGCCACAGAACUUGCUUUUGGAUAGCCAAGGAAAUCUCAAAGUAUCUGAUUUCGGACUCAGCGCGUUGAGAAAGCCUGGAGACCUGCUAUCUACUGUAUGUGGCUCUCCAAGCUACGUAGCACCAGAGCUGCUUGCGAAUAGGGGCUAUGAGGGAGCAGCAGCAGAUGUUUGGUCCUGCGGAGUAAUCCUUUAUGAAUUACUCGCUGGCUAUCUGCCAUUUGAUGAGCGUAGCCUGAUGAACUUGUAUAGAAAGAUAUCAAGAGCAGAAUACACAUUUCCAGAGUGGUUUACAGAAAGCCAAAAGAAACUGAUCUCCAGGAUACUUGAACCAAAUCCCCAAAAGCGAAUAACAACACCCGAGAUUAUUGACCAUCAAUGGUUUCAAACAAAUUACAAACCUGCUGUGCGAAUUGAAUGUGAUGAAGAUAUAGACUUGGAUGAUGUUCAUGCAGCUUUCAAUUCAGAUAAGGAAAAUGUGACUGAGACAAAUAUACCCCAUACUCCAAGUUUCAUAAAUGCUUUCCAGCUAAUAGCCAUGUCACAUGACCUUGAUUUGUCAGGACUAUUUCAAGAAAAGGAUAAUGAAAAGCAGAAAACAACGCUAGGAUCCAAGCAUACAAUCAAUGAAACCAUACAAAAGAUUGAGGCUGCUGCAAAGGAUGUGAGUCUCUCAGUUGAAAGGAUGAACAAAUCUAAGAUGAAAAUUCAUCCAAAACAGAAGAUGACUAGAUGUUCAAGGUCAUGCCUGAACCUAUCAGCAGAGGUAAUUGAGGUGGCACCUACACAUUGUGUUGUAGAAAUAUCGAAAUCUGUAGGGGACCUGGAGCCGUACAAAGAGUUCUGCCAAAGUUUAUCAAGUAUGCUGACUGAAGAAGAAUCAGGUGUUCCAUCCAAAACACAAGCACCCAAGGAAGUCAUCAUCAGCAACAAAAAUAUUCGUCAAAGCAAAUGCUUUGGACAGAAAAAUGACAAGGAUGAUAAACACCUGCGAGGCUAUUCUUCCUCCUGAUAUCUCACGUUUGGUAUCAACAUUCAGUCUGAGAGAUGCUCUUGAUGAUCCCUAAAAGAAGGUUGUAAAGCACAUUAUGAAGUAAAGCAAAACAGUGAAUGUAGGAAUAAAAGAAGGCAAUAGUAACAUUAUGCAUGAUAAGGCUUACACUCACAUGUUUAAUGAGGUUUUUACUUACAUGUUUAAUAAGUUUUUUGCUUCCUCUGAUGAUUUUUACUCUUUUAACUUAUUUGUUCAAAGAUGUUAAUAAACAUAAUUUGUAUUGAAAGAGAACUGACAAAGGAAGAAA
Messenger RNA from Camellia sinensis, 1958 nucleotides. Its product is annotated as CBL-interacting serine/threonine-protein kinase 21. Gene Ontology annotation, biological process: protein phosphorylation; signal transduction. NCBI's taxonomy places the organism in Eukaryota, Viridiplantae, Streptophyta, Magnoliopsida, Ericales, Theaceae. The record is from RefSeq and is a predicted model, not a curated record. Gene Ontology annotation, molecular function: protein serine/threonine kinase activity; ATP binding.